CCUAAGUGACCGCGCGGCGGCCUCGGUGGUGGAUUGAGCGCGUCUGAACGGGCGUCCUCGGCGGCGAGGCGCUGUCAUGGCGGGCCUGCUGAAGAAGACCACUGGCCUCGUGGGGUUGGCGGUGUGUGAGAGUCCGCACGAGAGGCUAAGAAUAUUGUACACAAAAAUUCUUGAUGUUCUUGAGCAAAUCCCUAAAAAUGCAGCAUAUAGAAGAUAUACAGAACAGAUUACAAAUGAGAAGCUGGAUAUGGUUAAAGCAGAACCAGAUGUUAAAAAAUUAGAAGACCAGCUUCAAGGUGGCCAAAUAGAAGAGGUGAUUCUUCAGGCUGAAAAUGAACUAAGUCUGGCAAGAAAAAUGAUACAGUGGAAACCAUGGGAGCCUUUAGUGGAAGAGCCUCCUGCCAACCAAUGGAAAUGGCCAAUAUAAUCAUCAUCAAAUGACUUGUGUGUUGAAGGGAAGCUGAUGUAAUUAAAUGUUCUGUUAUAUCAAAAAUGUUUCCAUAUUAUUGACAUCUUAUAAUCAAGAGAACUGAUGAUGUAGAACAUAUUUAAGAGAUUUGUUAAAACUGAUAAUUAUAGUAAUAGGGACGUGUUGAAUCAGUUUUUGUUUUAGCAUUCAUUCACAUUAUUUCAAAGAUGACAUUUUCUUAAAAAAUAGAGGUUCUAGAAAGAUAUGAAAGUUGGAAAAGUUCCUGUUUCAAUGCAUAGGCCAUAUAUUUGAUAAGUGAAAUAUUUUUAGUAGUAUCUUUAACACCUUUAAUUUUUAUUCUGAAGAAACCAGAAAGGAACUUAUUGCUUAAACAAAUGUAUAGGCCACUGUUUACAGUGAACUAGCAAGAACAAAAACCAUUAAAUUAGAAUUCAUUGUACAGUUGAGGAAAUUGAUUUUGUAUUUGAAAGAAAGAUUUCUUAUAAUUGUAGUUGGAAACCUUUUUUGUUUUUAUUUUUUGUCCCAUUUAAGGAAGUUAGGUUUCUGGUCCUUAAUCAAACUACAUCAGGAUAGAAAGAGACUUUGUGUGAAGGAAGAGAUAUUAAGAGUUCCUAAAGUUUAUCUGGCAUAUGGAUAGGCUUAUAUUGAAAACAUCUUAGUUGUAUGGUUAUAACUUCCAAGUGGAAUCACUAAGUAAUGUUUACUAAGUUUCUAAUAUGAGUAUAGCUGAGUAUCAAACAAGAUAAAGCUAUUCAAGGAAAGAAGCAAUUGAUAAGUUUAAGGUAAAAAUAAAAUUACUUUUCAGGUG
This is a messenger RNA of Molossus molossus (Pallas's mastiff bat), 1238 nucleotides long. RefSeq names its product NADH:ubiquinone oxidoreductase subunit A5 (gene NDUFA5). The transcript has 5 exons. Bases 77 to 427 code for a protein of 116 amino acids. Gene Ontology annotation, biological process: respiratory electron transport chain. The record is from RefSeq and is a predicted model, not a curated record. NCBI's taxonomy places the organism in Eukaryota, Metazoa, Chordata, Mammalia, Chiroptera, Molossidae.